Molecule: messenger RNA, 766 nt
Organism: Emys orbicularis (European pond turtle)
Lineage: Eukaryota; Metazoa; Chordata; Testudines; Emydidae
Gene: ZNRF1
Product: zinc and ring finger 1
Exons: 5
Coding region: 1-687 (228 amino acids)
Biological process (GO): protein K48-linked ubiquitination; proteasome-mediated ubiquitin-dependent protein catabolic process
Cellular component (GO): intracellular membrane-bounded organelle; cytoplasm; membrane
Molecular function (GO): ubiquitin protein ligase activity
Source: RefSeq, a predicted model, not a curated record
AUGGGUGGCAAGCAAAGUACCGCGGCCCGCUCGCGGGGGCCCUUCCCGGGGGUCUCCACCGACGACAGCGCCGUGCCCCCGCCCGGGGGGGCGCCCCACUUCGGUCACUACCGGGCCGGCGGCGCCGCCAUGGGGCUGCGCAGUCGCUCCGUCAGCUCGGUGGCUGGCAUGGGCAUGGACCCGAGCGCGGCCGGCGGGGUCCCCUUCGGCCUCUACGCUGCGGCUGCCCGGGCGGCGGGCGACCCCGAACGGGCCCCGGGCGGCGGCGGCGGCUCGGGCGCAGACUCCACCUACGCCCAUGGCAAUGGUUACCAGGAGACGGGAGGCGGUCGCCAUGGAGACGGGAUGCUGUACCUGGGCCCGCGAGCCUCGCUAGCCGACGCGCUGCCCCUGCACAUCGCGCCCCGCUGGUUCAGCGCGCACAGCGGUUUCAAGUGCCCCAUUUGCUCCAAAUCUGUGGCUUCUGACGAGAUGGAAAUGCACUUUAUCAUGUGUCUGAGCAAGCCCCGCCUCUCCUACAACGAUGACGUGCUGACUAAAGACGCGGGCGAGUGCGUGAUCUGCCUGGAGGAACUUCUACAGGGGGACACGAUAGCCAGGCUGCCCUGCCUGUGCAUUUAUCACAAAAGCUGUAUAGAUUCAUGGUUUGAAGUGAACAGAUCUUGCCCAGAGCAUCCUUCUGAUUGACCUGCUGGGCAUGCCUGCUGACUUCUCUCUAAGGGCACCUUGCUGUACCUGCCAUUCAUCCUCUCCCCUUCCCACCCGC